This is a messenger RNA of Castor canadensis (American beaver), 6263 nucleotides long. The record is from RefSeq and is a predicted model, not a curated record. NCBI's taxonomy places the organism in Eukaryota, Metazoa, Chordata, Mammalia, Rodentia, Castoridae.
AGAAUUUCCUUCUCAUCUUGAUGGACUCUUUGUGGGAAAAGUGAGGACCAAGACUCUGUUCCCGCCAAACUGUGCAGGAGCUGGACCAGUUUUCCCACCUGACUGCCACUGCCAUUCGUUUGCUCUCCUUGCUCUUCUGGGACAGAGGAGAGGGAGGGAAAGCUUGGCACUGUUUGUAACAGCAUCCUUAGGCAUAAGGAAGGAAGCUAAUUUUACUCCUGUUUUUUAGCAUUAUGAUAGUUUGGUUGCAUCUUUCCUCUUAGGGAAGAACGUUUUAGCUUUUGUUUUUACUUUUACAUUUCCUCUGUAUAGUAACUCCUGAAGCAAAAUGGGCUGCUGAAAAUGUCACUUGAUGGUUGUCGUUUCGUGCCUAGAAUAACAUUCAAGACCUUUGAGACUGUGAGUCACUAAGAUAGUAGUCUUAGGAGAAAAAAAUGUCAUGUCUUGUAUUCUUUUUUGUAUUUGUUCUAGAAUGGUUCCAGUUGAUGUUCUGUGCUUAUUUAAUUGGACAUACAUAGGACUGGGGAAGUAGCUCAGUAAUAGAGUGCUUGCCUUGCAUGUACAAGGCACUGAGGGAAAAAAUGAAUUGGACAUAUAUAAUCUAUUUCUUUCAUCAGUAGUGAUGCAAUGACAUUUUAUUUGCCAGCACCUUACAUCUCUACCUGUAAGCAGCACACUUUAUUUUCACAAGUGCAGUAAGUGUUGGAAGAAGGUCAAGGCUGAAGAGGAGAGGUGCUGGAAAGUCCAGCUGGAUUGCACACCAAUAACCAACCAACAAGCAAGCUGUGUGUACCUCUAGGGGUCCAGACCUACAUGGGGUCAAUCACAAGGCAGCCUUGAGUUUGUCCUCAGGGGUCCCCAGUGCCUAGUGUGUAGUAGAAUUUGGUAAGUACUUGUUGGAUGAUGAAGUCAGUAGCAUGACAGGUAGGGGAACGUGAGGAUGGUUCUGUGGAACAGUAGAAAGAGAAGUUAGCUAGGCUAGUACCUUCAAGGCCUCUUCUGGAGGGCUUAUUAGUUGUUACUAUUGUGGGACCCACCCACUAGUUCAGCAGUGGGUGAGAAUAUAUAUUUCUCUGAAGACCCCCCCCCCGAGAGGCAGCUAUUGCUGCUGGGUCAGGGCCACACUUUGAGAGACCCUCAGUGUAGGCUGAUGCCCUAGUUCUCCAGAUGAGAAGAGGUUUGGAGAAAUUGUUUUGCCUACUUGACAAAAUAAAUUAGUGCCUGAGCCAAUUCUAAAAGACAAACCUGGCCUCCCACUUCAGGUGGGGGAAAUAUUUCCCAGUGUCCCUAGACUGGCAAACUGCUAUGGUUGUGACCGUGAACCCAUUUCUUUCUGGGGAUUCAGUCCCAGACAACUGACAACCUAGGAUACAACAGGAGGACCAGAGGUGCUGUUUCAGGUAUUCCUUGAUCACACCUACACACAGGUAAGUACCCUUUGUAACUUGGUGGCACCAUCACCUCAUUGGGAAGAGGUUUGGUUAGGAGCUGAGAGAAGCCUUGUGAGUGCUUGGCAGCUGUGUCCCUGAGGUCAUCUCCUGUUUUGGAGAGCUUAGCCUGGCCCCAGGGAGCAGCCACCCACCAGAGGAUUCCAGACCACUGUGGUCGGUUUGGGGAUGGGGAGCAUUCUAGUAGACCCUCAUGUGCUCACACAAUCCCCUUUCUUUGUUGUGGGUGAGUGGGAAGAACCCCCUGUGGGCACUGGGCUUAGAGCAGGAGCUGUUCAGUUUGGGCAGAAGGAGAUUCUUGUGACCAUUUCUGGUCCACAGUUUUAUUUCCCUUCUAUUGUGCUGUCAGUGCUGCACCUCCCCAGCACCUGCUCACUCUACAGGUCAUGGUCACUGGCUGCGUUUGGGUGUCACGAAUAUGGCUGCAUGAGGUCUGCCGUGUAGCCUUUGUGCUCAGGCUGUUUCACAGACCUCUGACUUCUAAAACAGCAUCACCUGCAGGAUUGCAAAAGCAGAGGGUCACUAGAGUCAUUGGUCCCUAGGCUGGACUGGUGACACUGACUGUCAUCUGGGGCCCAGCCCCUUCCCUGCUCAGAGAGAAGGAUCCAGACACUAGUUUGUCAUCAAGUUAGCCCAGUAAAAUACUGAAAAGAGGACCAGAGGGUGGCCUGACAGUACUGGGUCCUCAGGGUACCGAGUGGGCUGAACACACAGACGCGAAGACUCGCAGCGUUCUCACCUCUCCUCCUUCACCAUGAAGCUGAUGGACAAAUUCCACUCUCCCAAAAUCAAGAGAACACCUUCAAAGAAGGGAAAGCCCACCGAGGGGUCUGUGAAGAUUCCAGAGAAGCCUGUGAACAAAGAGGCAAGAGACAGAUUUCUACCAGAGGGCUACCCUAUCCCCUUGGAUCUGGAGCAGCAGGCAGUAGAAUUUUUGUCCACCAGUGCUGUGGCUUCCAGGUCUCAGAGGCAGAAGAACCUGAGCUGGCUGGAAGAGAAAGAGAAGGAAGUUGUCAGUGCCUUGCGCUACUUUAAGACAAUUGUGGACAAAAUGGCUAUUGAUAAGAAGGUACUGGAGAUGCUUCCAGGGUCAGCCAGCAAGGUGCUAGAGGCCAUCUUACCCCUGGUGCAGACCGACCCUCGGAUCCAGCACAGCUCAGCCCUCUCAUCCUGCUACGGCCGAGUGUACCAAAGUCUUGCCAACCUGAUCCGUUGGUCUGACCAGGUGAUGCUUGAAGGUGUGAACUCAGAAGAUAAGGAGAUGGUGACGAUUGUGAAGGGAGUCAUCAAGGCUGUGCUGGAUGGAGUGAAGGAGCUGGUCAGGCUAACCAUUGAGAAGCAGGGACGGCCGUCUCCAACCAGCCCCGUGAAGCCCAGCUCCCCGGCAGGCAAGCCUGAUGGCCAGCCCGAGCUCCCCCUGACAGACCGAGAGAUGGAGAUUCUAAACAAGACGACAGGUGUGUCAACAUCCACCGAGCUGCUCCCAGACUCUACUGAUGAAGAGGUUGCACCCCCCAAACCCCCUUUACCUGGUAUCCGGGUGGUUGACAAUAGUCCACCAGCAUUGCCACCCAAGAAAAGGCAGUCGGCUCCAUCCCCCACCCGAGUGGCUGUGGUUGCCCCCAUGAGUCGAGCCACCAGUGGCUCCAGUUUGCCUGUGGGAAUCAACAGGCAGGAUUUUGACGUUGACUGUUACACACAGAGGCGCCUAUCUGGAGGCAGCCGCUCAUGUGGCGGAGAGUCACCCCGCCUGUCCCCCUGCAGCAGCACAGGCAAGCUCAGCCGGUCAGACGAGCAGCUGUCCUCCCUGGACAGGGAUAGCGGGCAGGGCUCCCGGAACACAAGCUGUGAAACACUAGAUCAUUACGACCCUGACUAUGAAUUCCUCCAGCAAGACCUCUCCAAUGCAGACCAGAUACCUCAGCAGGCGGCCUGUAACCUUAGCCCGUUGCCAGAGUCCUUGGGGGAGUCUGGGUCUCCAUUCCUUGGCCAUUCUUUCCAGCUGCCUCUUGGCAGCUACCCCCAGCCUGAGGGGCCCCUGGCCCCAGGACAGCAGACAGAUACCCCACCUGCUCUUCCUGAGAAGAAGCGAAGGAGUGCAGCUUCACAGACCACGGACAGCUCUGGCUGCAGGGCGUCCUACGAGCGGCACCCCUCUCAGUAUGACAACAUCUCCGAGGAAGAUCCGCAGAACCCUGUUCCAGGCCCACCCGGCCCCUACACACCCUUUGCUGCUAUCCUCCCCUUUCAAGGAGGCUCUUCAGCACCUGUUGAGUUCGUGGGUGACUUCACUGCUCCUGAAUCAGUGGGCGACCCAGAGAAGCCUCCACCUCUACCAGAGAAGAAAAACAAACACAUGCUGGCCUACAUGCAGCUGCUGGAGGACUACUCGGAGCCCCAGCCGUCCAUGUUCUACCAAACGCCGCAGAGUGAACACAUCUACCAGCAGAAGAACAAGAUGCUCAUGGAGGUCUACGGCUUCAGCGACUCUUUUGGCACUGCAGACUCCAUGCAGGAGCUGGCCCCGCCACCCGCCUUGCCUCCCAAGCAGCGGCAGCUGCAGGCCUCCUAUGCUGCUUCCUCCUUCUCCUCUGUCUCCUACUGUGUCCAGCAAACUAAAGUGGCCUUCACCCCCGAGGACAGCAGUGCCACUCAGGGCCUCAGUGUGUCCGUGUCUAACUCCUUUCUCAGCCGGCAUGGCAGCUUGCCUGUGCCCUCGUACAAAUCUGUGUUUAGGUCCUACUCCCAGGACUUCGUGCCUCACCACCAAGCUUCCGUCCAACCUUUCCUUCCGUCUACCUCCUCUUCCUCUCCACAUUUCCCACCUGUUCACCCGUCUCCAAGCUCGGACUUAGUGGUGCCCACCACAGCCAGUCCGCCUCCCAGCACCGUGGACGGGCCUCUUUCAUCUUCUCAGGAGAGCAGCUUUCAUGGGAGCCCUAUCUGCCUUCCUUCUGAAACCUCUUUCACUGACUCGGAACCAUCAACUGGGAAAGAUGGAAAUCCCAGAGAUCCCUCAGCUGGCAGCAGCAUACCUGGGAAGGACAGCCGAGAAGGUGGAGAGAGGGCCCCAAAGUCACCAGAUGCUCUGGAGUUGGCUCAGUCAGAAGAGGAAGUGGAUGAGCUGUCUCUCAUUGACCACAAUGAAAUUAUGGCCAGACUGACACUCAAGCAAGAGGGAGAUGAUGGGCCAGAUGUGCGCGGAGGGUCAGGGGACAUCUUACUGGUCCAUGCUACUGAGACAGAUAGAAAAGAUCUGGUGCUAUACUGCGAGGCCUUCCUGACCACCUACAGGACCUUCAUCAGCCCCGAGGAGCUCAUCAAGAAGCUGCAGUACCGAUACGAGAAGUUCUCUCCCUUUGCCGACACGUUCAAGAAGCGCGUCAGCAAGAACACAUUCUUCGUGUUGGUGCGGGUGGUGGAUGAGCUCUGCCUGGUGGAGUUGACAGAAGAGAUCUUGAAGCUGCUGAUGGAGCUGGUCUUCCGCCUGGUGUGCAGUGGAGAGCUUAGCCUGGCCCGUGUGCUCCGUAAGAACAUCUUGGACAAGGUGAACCAGAAGAAGUUGCUCAGGUGUGCCAACUCCGACCAGCCUCUGGCAGCCAGGGGCGUUGCAGCCAGGCCGGGGACCCUGCAUGACUUCCACAGCCACGAAAUAGCCGAGCAGCUGACACUGCUGGAUGCUGAGCUCUUCUAUAAGAUAGAGAUUCCUGAGGUUUUACUUUGGGCCAAAGAGCAGAACGAGGAGAAGAGCCCCAACCUGACCCAGUUCACAGAGCACUUCAACAACAUGUCCUACUGGGUCCGGUCCAUAAUCAUGCUGCAGGAGAAGGCCCAGGACAGGGAGCGGCUGCUCUUGAAGUUCAUCAAGAUUAUGAAGCACCUGCGGAAGCUGAAUAACUUCAACUCCUACCUGGCCAUCCUCUCAGCACUGGAUUCGGCACCCAUCCGCAGACUAGAGUGGCAGAGGCAGACCUCAGAGGGCCUGGCCGAGUACUGUACACUGAUUGACAGCUCAUCCUCCUUCCGAGCCUACCGGGCUGCACUCUCGGAGGUGGAGCCCCCGUGCAUCCCAUACCUGGGUCUGAUCCUGCAGGACCUGACCUUUGUUCAUCUAGGAAACCCAGACUACAUCGACGGGAAGGUGAACUUCUCCAAGCGGUGGCAGCAGUUCAACAUCCUGGACAGCAUGCGGUGCUUCCAACAGGCGCAUUACGACAUCCGGAGAAAUGACGACAUCAUAAACUUCUUCAAUGACUUCAGUGACCAUCUAGCCGAGGAGGCCCUAUGGGAACUCUCUCUGAAAAUUAAGCCCAGGAACAUCACAAGGAGAAAAACAGACCGGGAAGAGAAGACCUAGGAGCAGCACUUAAGCAUGAGGCAAACACUCAAGAGGCCCAGAGAGGACUUUGGACCGGCAGGCAGGCUGCAGUAUCCUGGCUUCACAGCCCAUCCAUGGGCCCGUCUGUACAGGCAGAGCCCGAGCCUUCUGGCAGCUCCCUGCCUCCCGCCCUGUGGCACAGCCCCAGGGCGCACAGCAAGCCAGCAGGCAGGCCUCAGUACUGACUUGUGAACCCUGGUCCCCUGGUCUGGUUUUGUUUUCUGCUUUCACUUCCACACUCCCUUCUGUUCUCCUACCCUCUCUCCUCCAGCCUGGGAGUGGGAGAGACCUCAACAGCAGACCAGAGUAGGGCAGACCCUGGCCCUCCCCAAGCUGGAGGCUCUCUGAGCCUCGCAAAGUGACAGAGGAGUGGAGGCCUGGUGAUCCACAGGUGACGCCUGGAGCCAGGGAGAUGUAGCUGAGGGACAGGAGGUGGG